Molecule: messenger RNA, 1327 nt
Organism: Klebsormidium nitens
Lineage: Eukaryota; Viridiplantae; Streptophyta; Klebsormidiophyceae; Klebsormidiales; Klebsormidiaceae
Source: the annotation of a GenBank genome assembly
CAGCAAGGAGGCAAUCUGAGGUGCUUCUGAGCUUAAACGACUAGGCUCUGACAUUCUGCGUACUCCGUGGCGGAGAAGCUCAGUUCUGAACCUCCACUGCAUUGGCCUUUGGCACUAGACAUAAGCGAUGAGCAAUCCAGAGGCUAUGGCAGAAAACCACAGCGUGGCGGAGCCCGCCAUCGCCUCUGUCUUUGACAUGCUGAUGCAACGCCUGUCCGACUUGGAGCAAGCUGCGGACUUUGUUCGCCGGAAUGAAAUUUACCGCCAGUCCGGAAUACGUGGCCGGCUGUUCCCAGAGCUCUUUGAGAUGAAAGCGGACCGGAUAGUUAAGCAUUUUGAGGAGGACUCUGUCUCAGGUGUCUUUGUUCGCUGUAGCUUGGAGGGGGCAAGCAUGACCAAUCACAUUUUUGAGGGUUUCAUGAAAAGAGGUGAGCAUCAGGACGUCCUUCAACCGGACGUUUUGGACAAACUCAGGAAGAAGUUUGGACAGGAUGCGGACUGCAGCAAGAAGCAGUGGGCCGACCUGGGGACCACCAGACCGGCAGACUUCCCAACAAUCGGGGACGAGGUCACUUCGCGGAUAGUCAGGAAGCAAUUCCCACAAGUCCAGCUUUAUGUCGCUGACGAGGCCUCUGCGCGCUUCUAUCUGUCCUUCAGAGGACCCCAGCCCAUCUUAGAAGCAUGUGUGGUGGUGGAGAGUAUUUUGCAAUUUGUGAGCAUGAAAAGAGAGGGUCUAUCUAUCCACCUUUUCCAACCUCUCAUUGUGCCUCCAAGCGAGCCGGACGUGAGUGCCCCCGAAGUAAGUUUUGCCUGCUUGACUCCCCCCUUGGUGUCCCCACAUCAGAUGAGCCGCAGGUAUUGGGAGGGCGUGAAAGACAUGAUUGGACGAACAUUUGAUCCGCUCAGCAGGCUUAGGAUGAAGGACAUCAUGGUGGAUAUGCUGAGAAACCCGGAUCUUCGGGGCGGCUUUAGUGAUUACGAUGACAUCCGGGCAGAGUUCGCCUGGGAGGGCGUGUCCGAUGUCCUGACGCAACUGGAAGAACUGAAUGUUUAGUGGGUAAAGUACGGUCUCUCGGCUCAACAGCUUUCUGGCUAUGGUUAGGCGUGUUCAAUGACCAGAUCAAUAUAAUGCAUUCCUGGUCGAAUGAGAAUUUGCAAAUAGUGGAAUAGACUGAAAUCAUCAAACGGCUUUCAAGUCGUUGCAUCCGCUUUCAGUAAAUUUAGCUCUGCAUUUGACGUUUCUAGGUUGGAAAGGUCAAGCGCUGGACUCGACAUUUCUCAUCAUCAUACUGCCGCCGCCGCCAUGCAUUUCGUGCCGCAUGUAGCA